AACAAUCUCAUCAUCUGAGCUUGUCGUUACCCCCCAAUUCACUCUACCAAAAGACAGUCUCAUCAUCUGCUACAAGAAUUACCAUAUCCAUGUAAUAAAUGUGACAAAAAUGCCUAAAAAUGAGUAUUAGAGAGAGAAAACCAGAGAGAAACCCAAACCCGCACACCUCCUUUCCCCCGGUGGGUCUCAGGCCACCGAGAAUACCCCAAACCCAAACCGAGCGCCCACCGGUGAAAGAGGGACAGACCCAAAAACCACAACCAUUCCAUUACCCUUCGAGAAGUAGGUUGCAGGGGCUUGAGAGGACAGAACGAGAGGACAGAUUCAGAGGAUUGCGACGUCCAUUUUUCGGCUAUGGGAAGGGGGUGCUGGAGAGAGCUACUCCGUUCUUCUUCACAAACUUUCCUGAAGAUUGGGAGAUGGGGGAAAUGUGGAAAGUGUUCAUCAAGGUAGGGAGAGUGAUACAGGUGUUCAUUGCAAGGAAGAGGGACUUCAAAGGCAGACGGUUUGGCUUUGUAAAAUUCUUGGAAGUGAAAGACUCAAAGGCAGUGGAAAAUCAACUAAAUCGUAUUACGAUAGACCAUCAUACCCUCCAAGCAAACCUGGCAAGAUUUUCCAAGGAUGAAGCCCAAAGGAAGAAGGAAACAUCCAAGGUCCAUAAUAAAAUGCAUGUAGGGAUCACAGGCUCAAGUGGGAUGCAGAGAAGAGGAACCCGAACAUAUGCAGAGGUUGUGAGAUCAGGCCAAAGAAAAAUGAUGAGCAAGGAAAGACCAAGUCGGGAGUGGAAAAGAAAGGACCAAGAAGGAGCAAAAAAGAUUGAAAGGGAAGGAUGGUAUGGUCUGGAAGUAGGUGUCGAUGAUGAAGACAUAAGGGAGCUGGAAAAAUGCUUUAUAGGCCAUGCAAAAUGCCCGGAAAUCAUCAGCACCCUACAAGACAAAUUUGCUAUGGAAGGCUACUUUUCAGCCAAAAUUACUCCAAUGGGAAGCAACCUAGUACUGCUGUCAAGUGGGGACGCGGAAGAACUCAAACAUCUCGUAACUGAAGGUAGUGAAUGGCUAGCACAGUGGUUCACUGAAGUUACACCAUGGUCCCCAGAGGUAGAAAGCUGGAAUCAAUGGGAAGUGGCUGAAGACGAGAAAGUAAUAGAACAUGGGAACAAAGAUGAGCAAUCUUGGUCGCCAGAAACUUCAUCGGCGGCAAUGGAGUUUGAAUUUGGUCCAGAGACGUUAGAAAAAUCUGACAGAGCAAUUAAUGAGGAGCGGCAAACUUCAAAUCAGCAAGGUGUUGAAGGACCCGAGGAGAACGAUAUGAUGAAUUGUUGGGAAACUGAGUCAGAAGCUAACGAGGGACAAACCCAGUCAAUUGAAGAGAAGGAAGGAGGCAAGAGAGCGGAUGAAGACCCAUACCCACCAGGUUUCGACCCAAAACAAAGGGCAUUGGGCCUAACAAAAGAAGAUGAGCCAACGAAACAGACAAAGGAAAGCAAGAUGGUGGAGCCCCAUGAGCAGAUGACAUUUAAUUCGAGAGUUGACGAAGGUAAAGAAAGAGAAGCAGUGGAGCACAGCUAUAUUCAAGGGGAGUACGACAAAGGAACUGAGGACCUAAUCCACGGCAAAAAGAUGAGCCAAGCAAGAAAGGAGCAGAACAUGGAAGAAGAUUCAAUUGAAGAAGAAAGGAGAACCAAUCCAUUCUGGGAAGGCCUAGCAAGUGAUGACGAGAUCCUGCAAUCUAAAAUGGAGAGGAUAGCUCGACAGAGAAAAAUGGGGAAAAAGAAAGGGAAACAAAGGAGGUUAACAACAAGGAGGAAGGCUCAUUCGAAUCUCGAACUAGAUCUGCAUCUGAGGAAGAGAAGACUCAUAGCUGAAGGGGAAUUUCAAAUGGAGAAGGGCGUGUCCAGAGCAUAUCAGGGACUGGGGAAGAGCAGCAAAAGAAGAGCAGUGAGGGAAUUGAUCAGGAAGGAGAAGGUUGAGAUGAUUUUCUUACAAGAGACCAAGCUAGAGCAAAUCAAUGAUAAGCUAGUGUACUCUAUAUGGGGCUCAGAAAAUUGUGAAUGGCUUAUGAAAGCAGCUCAAGGUAGCGCAGGAGGAAUAUUGAGCAUCUGGAAUCCAAAAUUUUUUAGGAUGCAUAAGAAACUAGAAGGGACAGGUUUCUGCGGCAUGACUGGCUUUUGGGGAGUAGAUCAGAUCCCCUGCUCUUUUGGAAACAUUUAUUCCUCAUGUAAUAGGCAAGAGAAGUGGCAAAUGUGGUCAGAAUUGCAAGAAUUAAUCAAAGCUGCGGGAGGAGGAAACUGGUGCUUGGCAGGUGACUUUAAUGCAAUAAGAUGCAAAGAAGAGAAAAAAGGCAAAACGUAUGAUACCUCUGAUAUGUGCAAAUUCAACAAUUUUAUAUCAGAGACGGGACUCUUGGAGAUUCCUCUCAAGGGUAGGAAAUUCACCUGGUAUAAACCAGAUGGCUCAGCAAUGAGUAAGCUAGAUAGAUUCCUUCUGUCAAAUGAAUUAUUGUUAUGUUUUCCUGAUAUCUCAAUGAGGGGUCUGAGUAGGGACAUAUCAGAUCACUGUCCAAUUGUGCUUGAAACUUGUGCCAUCGACUGGGGCCCAAAACCUUUCUGCAGCCUUGACUGCUGGUGGAACCAUGAAGGAUUUGCAAACUUUAUACAGGAAAAAUGGACCAAUAUGUCAGUAUAUGGCUGGGGAUGCUACAAAUUGAAAGAAAAAUUCAAGAGGCUAAAGGUUGAAUUGAAGAGAUGGAACAGAGAGGAGGUCAAAAGGCACAUCAAGGACUACUUCAAGAAAAAAUUUGAGGAAGAAAGAUGGGAGAGACCAGAAUUUGUGUUGGACAGUUUCAGGAAAUUAUCAACAGAAGAAAACAAUUUUCUGGAAGCAGCAUUUUCAGAGCAAGAAAUCCAAGAAGCAGUGUUGGGGUGCAACGAUAGUAAAAGCCCAGGACCGGAUGGCUUUAAUUUCAAUUUUCUGAAGAAAAUGUGGCCAAUACUGAAGAAGGAUCUAUAUGAAGAAGGAAGACAAAUCACAGACGGUAUAAUUAUUCCCAAUGAGGUGGUACAUGAAGCUAAGAGCAACAAAAAGCCAGUACUGAUCUUCAAAGCAGAUUUUGAAAAGGCGUAUGAUAGUGUCAAUUGGAAGUUCUUGGACAGUAUGAUGAGCAAAUUUGGGUUUCGACCCAAGUGGAGAUCAUGGAUCAGGGAGUGCAUAUCAUCAGCUACAGUUUCAAUCCUGGUUAAUGGGAGCCCUACAAAAGAAUUCCAAAUGGAAAAGGGACUAAGACAAGGGGAUCCUCUAGCCCCAUUUAUAUUCCUCAUGAUAGUAGAAGCCCCUAAUGGUCUUAUGUUGAAAGCAGCGGAGGAGAAUUUGUUUCAGGGGGUGGAGAUCGAUAGAAGCAGCCUUACACUCAUGCACUUACAGUACGCAGAUGAUUCUAUCUUCUUUUGCGAAGCAAAUGAGCAAAAUGUGAUGGUCCUAAAGAGCAUCUUAAGAAGCUUUGAAAUGAUCUCUGGUCUCAAAGUUAAUUUCUUCAAAAGUUCUCUUGUAGGACUCAAUGUGGAUAAGGUCAACCUCGAAGAUUAUGCAGAGAAAUUGAAUUGUGCCACUGGCAAGGUUCCUUUUAAAUACUUGGGGGUGCUAAUUGGUUCAAACCCGAGAAGAAUGUCUACUUGGGCCCCGGUGAUUGAAAUCAUGAAGAGGAGGCUUUCCAACUGGAAGAGGGACUCGUUAUCCUUUGGUGGGCGUAUGAUUCUUCUAAAUUCUGUCCUCUCGAGCAUCCUAGUGUACUACUUCUCAACCCUAAAAGCCCCAAAACAGGUGUUGGAGGCAAAGUAUAAAAUAGAUAAAAGGGAGGCGUGGGAAGCAAAUAAAUGGGACAGGCUAGGAUCGGCAUGGUGGGGAGACCUAUGGAAGAUAGAAUUUGAAGUAGAUGGCAAGAGGGGAUGGUUCAAGGAAGGGGUAGGAAAAAUAGUAAGAGAAGGAAAAGAAACUCUGUUCUGGCACGAGGUUUGGGCGGGAGAUAUGCCUCUAAAAGAGAAAUUUAAUAGAUUAUUCAGCUUGUCCAGGGAAAAAGAUGUUUGUGUUGCAGAUAUGGGAGAAUGGAAGAAAGGGGAAUGGACGUGGAACUGGAAGUGGAGAAGGAGACUCUUCACAUGGGAAACUGACAUGCUACAAGAUCUCCUCACAACAGCACAAGGGACAAAGCUGAAACAAGGUGAAGACGACUGCUAUGAGUGGAAGCAUGACCCAAUAGGCAAGUACUCAGUGAGAUCGGCAUACAACUUAUUAAACCAAAAACAAGAUGGUAGUCCGGACCACAAAUACAAGCUAAUUUGGGAUAGUAAAAUUCUGUUGAAGAUAUCAGCCUUUGCUUGGAGAGCCUUACAAAAUAGGAUUCCAACUAAAGAAAAUCUCCUAAAAAGAGGUAUGAUUGAAGAGACAACAGGAACAAAAUGCACUCUAUGUGGAGAAAAGAUCGAGACAGCAUCACACAUACUUUUCUCCUGCCUAGUCUCAUGGAAAGUAUGGUGUCUUUGCUAUGAUUGGUGGGGCAUCAAGACAGCCACACAAGAAGAUGGAUGGAACCACCUAAGGCAACAUAUGGGUCUCAUAAGUAUAGGAAGAACAAAGCAAGCCUGGUCAACAAUCUGGUUUUUCUCAGUGUGGUCUAUAUGGCUGUGGAGAAAUGCAUUAAUUUUCAAGGGAGAAACACAACGUAUUGAACAAGUUAUUGACCACAUCAAAGCCCACUCUUACACAUGGAUCAAAGCAAGAUUGACCCCAGACCUACCCCAUUCAAUCUGGUUUAACAGUCCAAAGGAAGCAUGUAGGAUACUUGCAAAGUAAUCUUCUUUUGUUUUGGGAUAUGGCUCUCUGACCCCAAAUCCUAUCUGUCGGCUCUUUUUGUAAAUAUGUUAUAAUGGGUUGAGGUACCCCCUGUACCUCCAAAAUAAUAUUUUUCUUUGCUG
Rubroshorea leprosula is the source of this 4966-nucleotide messenger RNA. The record is from the annotation of a GenBank genome assembly. Lineage: Eukaryota; Viridiplantae; Streptophyta; Magnoliopsida; Malvales; Dipterocarpaceae.